GGAGUCGGGGAGAGGAAGAAGUGAAUUUUCUGGGAUGGUCCUGGGAUUUAAACCAAUCAGGAGGCAGAGGGGGGAAAGAAAUUUAAAGCCCGGAGAGGAGAAUCCGAGCGCCUCUCUCACUCUUUGGUCCUGUUUUCCUGCGCUACCUGUGUUACCUGAAAAUGUCUUCGUGGGUCAAGGUUACCAGCGUCCAAGGUCAGAGACACGCUUUGGAUAAGAGCACUCCAGUUUAUAAAUCAUAUCCGGUGAUUUUUUAUCCACAAGAUUUGAAGGAAUGUGAAGUCACAAAUAGCAUUAAAGAAUCAGUGAAUCAUAAACAGUAUGAUUAUGCGACAGCAAAGAAAGAAAACUGUGAGCGAUACCAGUAUUCCCAGAAAGGUGAUGACCACAGUGGGGAUGACCGAAGAGAACUGCUCUUCCAACAGUUUUUCCAGCAGAUUCGUCAAGAAUGUGUUAAAGAAAGGCCAUCUGACUGUACCAUUGUUUCUGUCAGCAAAGAACAGAGGGACUAUUCAACAGCCAUAGGCUAUCGGUUGCAGGAUCAUGGCCUUGUGGUGGAAAUGAUAUACCUUUCCUCUGAGUCGGGUCUCACGCGUGCACUCCAAGAAGUUAAAAAUGAUGGUUCCCCAUUUUGUAUUCUUGUUGAACAGUCCAAUGUAACACUUUCCUCUUGCACCGUAAUUAUGCUUCAAGGGUCCAUUACAAUACGUCGCCACAUGCCCCUGGAAGAUGCAUUGACCCUGGUAGCCAAAGCAUUUGGGAAAAUUUUAGCUGAGCGUGAAAAGCAGGAAUGUGCAGAAAUUUCACAAAAAGCAGCUGAUCUGGUGGAUGACUACCUAGAACGGGAACUCAGUGAGAGUUACAGUGUGCCUCUGGGCAUUAGACAUCUCCUUUUCCUGCUAAGUGAGGGAAAACACCUGUCUUGGGAGGAGUUGAACUUAAUCAGCAACUAUGUGAAGAGAAGGAAUGAUGAAUUGGAAGGGUCUUCUGAAAAGUCAGAUCCCAUCAAGACUGCCUUGUUCCAAGCUCAUAAGAUCCCACCAUCAAGUCUUGCCAACCCCACUUCAUCUCUUCUUCCCACGCCUGUCAGGACCCCACUUGCGGGUCCAUCUCCCUUAGCUCCAGCUAAGCCUUCUCUUUUGGUCGAUGGGUCACUCGGAAGCUUACUCCUGCCUUCAGGAUCGUGUGGCCGAAAGGGUAAGCCGCCUCUCUUUCUGGCUACACCUGCUAAAAGACCCAGCCUCCUCGGAUGUCCUCCUCACCCGCCUGCCAAGCGGUCCCUGCUUGGGGAGAAGCCUGGCCUUUUGCCAGCACCAGGAAAUAAUCGUGCGGGCCGGUCUCUGUCAUAGCAGUUCUUGUCCAGUCGGUGGAAGCCCAACGGAUAGUCAAGCUGAAGCCUUUGUUGAGCUAAGAAGAUGUCCCGGGGCCCAGGCGGAAGCGGAUUGCACACUGGCUGGAAUGGACCCUUCCUCUUCUGACAGGACUGAGACCAGGCGGAACCCUACUUCCGCUCCCACAUCUCGGCAUCGGAGGAGGAAAUUCACCAUUAACGUAGUUUGUGUUUAAUUUACAUUCCCUUAAUUUUGCGGAGGCUUUCCGUUCCAAACUAGCCAUUUGCGGAAGGUCAGCACUGUAGGUAAUAUCGGAUCUUUACGUCGGGGGAACUAUACACCUCACUCAAUAAAUUACUCGUUUUACACA
Molecule: messenger RNA, 1701 nt
Organism: Tachyglossus aculeatus (Australian echidna)
Lineage: Eukaryota; Metazoa; Chordata; Mammalia; Monotremata; Tachyglossidae
Gene: NCOA5
Product: nuclear receptor coactivator 5
Exons: 10
Coding region: 162-1349 (395 amino acids)
Source: RefSeq, a predicted model, not a curated record